GAGUGACCUUAUGGGAAAUUUUCACUUACGGCCGUCGACCGUAUGAGGAUGUGGAGACGAAAAAUAUCAAAGAUCAUGUGAUGAAAGGUGGUCGUCUGACACAACCAGAAAUCUGCACCCUGGAUGUGUAUAUGGUCAUGGUAAAAUGUGAGUUUUGUCGACUGGUAGUAAUACGUUUUUUUUACAUCACUAUUUUGUGUGCAAUUUUUCAUGCUGAACAAGGCGAGACAUUCUAA
Messenger RNA from Echinostoma caproni, 236 nucleotides. The record is from the annotation of a GenBank genome assembly. Lineage: Eukaryota; Metazoa; Platyhelminthes; Trematoda; Plagiorchiida; Echinostomatidae.